CGAUGUAUCGGAAAAGGCUUUUGCGGCAGCGUUUGGAUUGCUGAAGAAGACAGCACAAGCAUCGUCAAGCGCGAGGACGGAGGCCCUGGACGAUCGAUCACGAAUGACUACAACAUGCAUCUCAAGAUCAGUCAGAGCAUCGAACAACACCCAAUUUCUAUGCCGCUCGCAAUACCUCAAUGUUAUCAGCUUAUCCAGUCGAGCGACCUGUCCUGGUGGGACCUGUGUCUCAAUCGCUUCCCAACUGGCUAUGAAGAGUGCAGAGCGCUCAUAUCGGAAAGAAUCCCCAAGGUACCCCGAUCAGUCAGCGACAAGAUCGUAGAUCUAUCUCUGCCUGGAAACCCACCUAUCGCUGCCUUUGUGAAGGGUAACAAAGAUGAUGGUGACUGUCUCAUUCGACCCUACCUAGGCCGGCGGAGGGGGAAUAGAUUGAAAAGCACAUCGCGUUUCCAGCGUUUCAGUCUCCGAAACGUUCCGCUUCAUGUUAACCAAAUGGAGGAUCUCUGCCUCGAUAUUCUCGCUUAUGCGAUGACUAUGGCGGACGCGCUUGCCUUGAUGUACUGGGGUGCUGGAGUCGACCUGGAUGAUGUCGAGUUCGUUCUUGCGCCUCCCAGAUCCAUGUCAUCGCCAACUUUCCUAUCUGAGUAUCUCGGCGAGCAUGUCAUGUGGAUUAUGGACUUUGAUCGUGUGAAGCAUAUGUCUAUGGACGGAGAUGGGCUGGAGCAAGCGUGUGCUGCAUUCUUCAGGAACGAUCCUUACUACCCCCGACCAGGUGGCACUGAGGCAGCUGAUGAUGAACUUUGGGAGGCUUUUAAGGCGAGAUUCUUGGAGACAAGCUUGAGAAUUUUAGGGGAAGGAAGU
Messenger RNA from Alternaria alternata, 861 nucleotides. RefSeq lists its product as hypothetical. The record is from RefSeq and is a predicted model, not a curated record. The annotation marks the transcript as partial. The transcript has a single exon. NCBI's taxonomy places the organism in Eukaryota, Fungi, Ascomycota, Dothideomycetes, Pleosporales, Pleosporaceae.